Trichoderma asperellum CBS 433.97 is the source of this 1490-nucleotide messenger RNA. RefSeq lists its product as uncharacterized. The record is from RefSeq and is a predicted model, not a curated record. Gene Ontology annotation, biological process: mannosyl-inositol phosphorylceramide biosynthetic process. NCBI's taxonomy places the organism in Eukaryota, Fungi, Ascomycota, Sordariomycetes, Hypocreales, Hypocreaceae. Gene Ontology annotation, molecular function: mannosyltransferase activity.
AGCCUCUCUCUCUCUUUACCACUCUCUUCCUCUCUUUACACACCCACAAACUUAUUUUAUCUCGACACAAGCCAUGUUCAACUAAACUUUAAUCUUCGAAUAAUAAUUCUUUUAUUCUUAUUCUUCCGUUUUACCAUUGUGGUUUAAAAUCGAACAGAGUGUCACCGUCGUUGGUACUAGACCCCAAGAGAAAUACCGCUCCACACACAUUAUCUUUUCUUCUCAGUCCUCCUUUUUCUUCUUCUUCUUCUUCUUCUUCCUUCUUCUCUUCAGUGCUAGCCAUCUAGCAUCGACAUCAUGAUUAAGGAUCGUGCCUUAGGGCUUUUUGGCGAUAAUGUUGAAAGAAGAGCCCGGACUUUCUUCUGGUUAACGAUUGUGAGCUUCGCGUCGGCCGUCUUUCUCUUCCGCCAUCUUCUCUACACAUCAUGGACGCUGGCCGCCCUUCCUGUCUACUGGCCUAUGCAUCGCGACAGUUUCAUCCUCUCACAAGAGAGAGACAACUUCGACAUCACAUUUUCCAACUAUAGCAAAACUCAAGUCUCAGCCGCCCCUUACGAAGAUGUCGUGCCACCCAUCCUACAUCACAUCGCCCUCGGCAAACACAGCACAAACUGGAGGACCGAAUGGAAGGAGACGGUCCAGAGCUGCGUCGACAUGCACCCAGGCUGGGAGGCAAACAUCUGGACAGACGACAAAGCCUCCAAGUUUGUCGAGGAGAAGUUCCCCGACCUCAAGGAGAUGUGGGAUAGUUACACCUACCCCGUUGAGCGAAUUGACGCUCUGCGCUACAUGCUUCUCUAUGAAUACGGCGGCGUAGUCCUCGACAUGGACCUCAAGUGCACGCGCGCUCUGGGCCCUCUGCGACGAUUCGACUUUGUGGCCCCCGAAGCUCAUCCUGUCGGCUUCUCCGUCGGCUUCAUGAUGUCCAGCAGACGCAACCAAUUCAUCGGCGACGUCGUCAGCAACCUCGCUACCUACAACAAACACUGGCUGGGCCUCCCUUACGCGACUGUCAUGUUCAGCACGGGCUGCCACUACGCCUCGGUUAUCCACGCCUUUGAGUCGGAUCGCAGCGAUCUAAAGAUCCUCCCUGGACCGUUGCACAGCCUCAAUGGUCGCGUAACAACGCCCAUCUUUGAGCACCUCGGCAGCUCAUCAUGGCAUUCAUACGAUGCCCGCUUUAUUACAUCGCUAGGCCGACGGUUACACCAGAUCGUCUUCUUCUGCGUCGGCGUUGUGCUCGCACUGUUUGUGCGGAGAAGACUGAUGCUGCGGAGAGUAUGGUGGAACUUCAAGGGCGAUCGGUCAUUUGUAUAAACACACUCUCAUCAUUUUCUAUGUAUAACUACACCAAACAGAGCAAAACAGCGCACAGAUAACGCGAGGUUCAUGUAGGGCCUGUAAAGGGAAAAGGCCUCUCGCAGUUCUCAUUCACUUUGUACAUAUUCUUUUAAUGUCUUUUUGAAAUAAUACCCGUUAAUAGAGCCUUG